AUGACGUCAGUCGUGCUGGCGAUGGCAGGGACCAUCAGCGUAGGCUACGAGUACAAUGUACCAAACCCCGUUUUCGGUGCCUACUCUGCUCAGGGUUCUACCUCGACUGGGUAUGACCGACCCGGAUAUAACUACAAAGCCUCCUCCAACUUGGGAUACAAUUCUGCAUUUGGAAACUAUGGUAACUACGGUGCCUCUACUGGCAUUGGCUCAGGCUUAACCAGUACGGGCUACCCAAAAGGAUCAUAUGUUCAAAGUGGCUCAACAUUUGGCACUGAUUCAAACCAAAAAUAUCUGUCUGGAGCGGGAUCGGGUUACAACUCCGGAUACUACCAAACAGGUUCAGGAUCUACUACCGGAAGUGGGUCUGGAUACUACCAAACAGGUUCAGGAUCGACUACCGGAAGUGGGUCUGGAUACUACCAAACUGGUUCAGGAUCUAAUACUGGAAGUGGGUCAAAUUUCAAUGAACUUGGCCCUAAUCAAUCAAAUCAUAACUCUGGAUCAGCUUUUGGAACAGGAUCUAACAAUAACUACGGUUCAACCGGUUCUUUUGGAUCUAAUAAUUAUGGAACUGGUUCGGGACACCAGCUUACUGAAUAUCAAACUACUUUUGAAAGUACAUCUGAUACGAGCGGCCUAGACAAAAUUGGGAGCCACUACGAAUCAGCAAGUGCCGCUAACCAGUUUCAGUCCUCAAAUCAAUACCAUUCAGCAGCUAAACAAGAAUAUUAUAUUCAAAACUCCCAACAGCCUACACAAGUAUUUAAACAUUUUUAUGUACUCUCCGCACCUGAAGAACCAGAACCAGUCAGGCAACGUCAACCGAUUAUAUUGCCACCCGCACAAAAACACUACAAAAUCAUAUUUAUUAAGGCACCCAGUCAACCAGCGCCAUCUCCGCAGAUAAUUACUGUACCUCAACAAAAUGAAGAAAAGACCAUUGUUUAUGUCUUGGUAAAGAAACCAGAAGAUGUCAAGAACAUUGCUCUACCUAAAUUUGAAUCUAAGGCACCGACAAAACCUGAAGUAUUUUUCAUCAAAUACAAUGACAAAUCCGAUUCUCAAGCCCUCAUUGAUAACAUUGUCAGUGAUUACAACAAAGGUGGCGUAAAGGCGUCUUUUUCUAAUUUAAAUGUAGGGACCAGCAAUGGAGCCAUGUUCACUGCUACUGGACCAACUUCAACGAGCGAAGAUACUUCAGGAUCUCUUGAUAGUAUUUUGCACUCAGAGCAAUCUUUCGAGGUUGGUGGAUCAGAUACUUCAAGUCAAUUUAAUAAAGGUACUACUCUUUUAAGUAACAAAGACGCAUCCAUUAUUGAAACUGGCAGUGGAACUAAUCUUCAGUCAACAUCAAAUUCUGCAACGGGAUCUAUUUAUGUCCCUUUCCAAGCAACUGAAACCAGUAGCAGUUACAAUUCCUAUGAUUCGGCUUUAAAACCAACCGGUAACUUUCCUUCUGUGAAUAACGACGUAAGUUCAAGUACGUCUGAGUCUACUGUGGAAAAUUUUGACAACAGAUUUAAUACUGACAUCGCAGCUAGUACUAUUAGCCAGGGUGCCGGUGAAACAUUUGCAGCAGUAGUGAAUGACGAGUCUAGUUCUGUUUCUUCAAUAAUUUCAAAUUCGAAUUUGGAAAGCAGCACUUUCGAUGCAUCAAGUGGUAUUGAUACUACUUUACCUAACUAUGCACCAAACAAUUUAUAUGGGAGUUCUACUGUCAAAGGCUCUAGCAACGGCUUAGGCAGCUUGACUGCUAUUGGGUCAGUAGGAAAUAGUGGAUCAAAUACGGCUACAUCUUUUGGGAGUGCCUUAGGUUAUAACUCUGGCACAUCAUACAAAUCCUACAACACAGCCAAGCCCAGCGUUAGCUUUGGCACAAAUUAUAAUAACUAUGAUUCGAGUGCCGGAAGUGGUGCAGUUGGCUCUGAAAAGUAUAGCUCGUCCUCUGGAUUUGGCUCUGGUGUAUCAUCUGUAAACGUAUAUCAUCAAAACAGCCUACCGCACAACUCGUUCAGCUCCACAACCGCCAACGUCUUACCUUCUGGCGCCCAAUCGAGUUUUGAUUCUUCUCUAGUGUCACCGAGCCAAGGAGUUCCCUAUGAAACAUAUGGCCCACCUAAGUUUAAAGUAGUUUAG
Pieris macdunnoughi is the source of this 2139-nucleotide messenger RNA. The record is from the annotation of a GenBank genome assembly. NCBI's taxonomy places the organism in Eukaryota, Metazoa, Arthropoda, Insecta, Lepidoptera, Pieridae.